This is a messenger RNA of Hevea brasiliensis (rubber tree), 1410 nucleotides long. RefSeq lists its product as uncharacterized. NCBI's taxonomy places the organism in Eukaryota, Viridiplantae, Streptophyta, Magnoliopsida, Malpighiales, Euphorbiaceae. The record is from RefSeq and is a predicted model, not a curated record. The coding region runs from base 239 to 1222 and encodes 327 amino acids. The transcript is spliced from 11 exons. Gene Ontology annotation, molecular function: polyubiquitin modification-dependent protein binding. Gene Ontology annotation, cellular component: VCP-NPL4-UFD1 AAA ATPase complex.
AAUCAAAUAAAAGCAGCACUUUACUUUAGUAUAUGCAGUGCGGCGAUUAGCAAUAGAAAAUGUUUUCUCUACGUCGUGUGUUCGAUUCUUGCUCCUCGUCAUAUUGCCAUAUCAUUUUUCUUUCACAGAUUACAAUCGACUGCCUCUAACCUUGUCGCAUCUCUGAUUGAGACUUCCUUGCUCUCUCUGGUGUGGUUGAAGCUCGACUACCUGGUUGACUGAUAUAUACAAGUACAAAAUGUUUUUUGAUGGAUAUGGAUAUCAUGGAACGUCAUUUGAGCAAACGUAUCGAUGUUACCCUGCAUCAUUUAUUGAAAAGCCUCAGAUUGAAAGUGGUGAUAAAAUUAUAAUGCCUCCCUCGGCCCUUGAUCGCCUCGCAUCUUUGCAUAUUGAUUAUCCAAUGUUGUUUGAGCUUCGUAAUGAUGCUGCUGAGCGGGUCUCUCAUUGUGGGGUUCUGGAGUUUAUUGCAGAAGAAGGCAUGAUUUAUAUGCCAUACUGGAUGAUGGAGAACCUCCUCUUGCAAGAGGGAGAUAUAGUGCGAGUGAAAAAUGCAACUCUUCCAAAGGGAACAUAUGUUAAAUUACAACCUCACACAAAGGAUUUUCUGGACAUAUCCAAUCCAAAAGCUAUCCUAGAAACAACAUUAAGGAAUUAUUCUUGCUUAACAACUGGAGACAGUAUUAUGGUGGCAUAUAACAACAAAAAGUAUUACAUUGAUAUUAUUGAAACGAGGCCUUCAAAUGCAAUAAGUAUCAUUGAGACAGACUGCGAGGUGGACUUUGCACCUCCACUGGAUUACAAGGAACCUGAAAAACCUGCUCUGCCUAUUACUCAAAGCAAGGCAACUUCUCAAGUUGAAGAGGAUCCUGCUGAGACUGAACCAAAAUUUAGUCCUUUUACUGGAGUAGGGAGACGCUUGGAUGGGAAGCCUUUGAAGCACCAACCUGGGCCAGAGUCUUUACAGGGAUCCAAAGACAAGCAACCAACUGUUGCCAAUGGUAGGGGACAACAUUCUGUGGGAUCUAGUUCAGAAAAUACACGACGACAGUCUCAAGGAAAACUUGUGUUUGGUUCAAAUGUCAGCCGUGCUUCUAAGGAAACACGGAAGGAAGCUGGAAAAGAGGUGAAAGAACAAAGUGAAAAGAAAGAAGAACAAAGUGAAAAGAAAGAAGAACCAAAGUUCCAGCCAUUCACUGGAAAAAAGUACUCUUUGAAGGGUUGAUUGUAUAAUCCGACUAUUUAUACCUUUGACUUGUUAAUGCUUUGCGUAAAAACAGUAGGAAUUAUAUGUUGGUAUGGGAUGUUAUAUUAUUGAAAGAUGGAACUUUAAGUUGCAAUGGGAAGCAACUAGUAACACGCCCUUGUUUGACAUGAUUGUGAAGCUUCAAGUGGAUUUGCAAUUGUGCUGUU